Molecule: messenger RNA, 6216 nt
Organism: Penicillium oxalicum
Lineage: Eukaryota; Fungi; Ascomycota; Eurotiomycetes; Eurotiales; Aspergillaceae
Product: AP-1 complex accessory protein LAA1
Exons: 3
Coding region: 1-6216 (2071 amino acids)
Biological process (GO): endocytosis; intracellular protein localization; retrograde transport, endosome to Golgi
Cellular component (GO): membrane; Golgi apparatus; endocytic vesicle
Source: RefSeq, a predicted model, not a curated record
AUGUCCACAUCCGAGACAGCUGAGGCAGCUGCGCCUCCCGAACAUGCGGUGCCUGAGCUUGACAUCUCCAAGCUGCACGAGCUUCCAUCCGAACAACAAGAUCUAUUCUUGCUUACAUUUACCUCGGACCUAGUGCAAUACAUCUCUUGCUUGGACGCUGCAGGAGUUUCCGCGCAUCAGAAGGAGCUCAAGAAAGAAUUGUUCAAGGUCCUCACUCUCACUUCUCCCACCCUCACACGAGUGCUUCGCAAUAACCUGGGCCGAUGCUUUGGAGCUAUUUUAACCAAAGGAGAUCGCGGAAUACUCUUCGAGACAAUCAACGAUUUGCUGGGAAUCUUGAACGCGGGAAAAAAUGAGGCCGAGCUCAAGAUCAAGUUCGCCGCGGUACACUGCCUAGGCGAGGUGUUCGCGACAGCUGGAGAGAGUGCAUUUAUGCAGGCCAAUGUGGCGAUUACAAGCACACUGAAACUGCUCAAAUCAGCGAGUAGUCACACAGGUCUGCGUGGCGUCAUAUUCUCAGUUUUGCGCAAAACAAUCGUCGGGAUUGGUGUACCGGUUGACGAGUCGCUCGCUCGGGAUAUUUGGAAACAGGCACGUAACGCAGCAACUAGCGACAAAUCGACAUUCGUUCAGGUGCAUGCAUGCCGUUGCUUGGAGCAGCUGAUUAAUACAACCCCUUUCUUCGAGAACACAAAUGACUUUGAGAACCUCAAAAAUACAAUCUGGAAAGUCAUCGAUAGUCCCACGGCACCUGUCCGCCAUGCCGCAGCUGCUGUUUUGGGCCGGACGCUUGUCAAGCUUCAUGUUACAGAGAUGCAUGUGAUCUCAACACCCAAGCCGAAAUCGAAAAAGUCUAAACGCAUGUCGAAAAAACCCGCUUCCCGACCAGGCGAGGAAGAUGAGGACGAGCUAUCUGAAUCCUCCACGGCGGCGGCAGCGGCAGCAGCAGCUAGUGUGUCUAAGAAAGAUACCCGGCUUUUCUUCCUCCUCCCAGACCUCCUUCGUCAGCUUUCCCUUCAAUACGUGAAAAGCUCAACUUCAAAUCGUACCCGAGCCGGAAUCUGCCUGUGCUAUAAAUUCGUGCUGCGCAAUCUGGGUGAUAAGAUCGUGGAAGAGCGAUAUGGCCAGGUCGCAUCGAACUUACUGUUUGAAUUGCUCAAUCAUCCUACCGUCACAUACAACAGGUUCCGGCUGCUGAUGACCCGCAAGUUUGUCAAAUCGAUACUGGAGGACACUAUUGGCCGAGAACUGCUGCGGGAGAACAGCCAACUGAAUGCUGCGAGAUGGCUCAUCAAUGAAGUGCUCAAAGACUACCCACAAGUCAUACAAGAGCGUCGCGAACCAAGCAAAUACACGCUCACAAGUACCAUCAGUGCUCUUGCGUCGUUGAUUGCGUCUCUUGGUUCUGCAUUUGCCGUACUUGCAGAUGCAUGCCGAGACGCUUUGCUCCAAGUUCUUCCCCAUCCCAGCUACACAGUUCAAAUCCAUGCCGCGCACUGCUUGCGAGGUUUUGUACUGGCCUGCCCUCACCAGCUCAUCUCGUGUGUUACCAUUUGUAUGAACAGCCUCAACCGGGAAAUUGGCCAGCUUGGAACGCCGAGGCAGUCACCUCGUCGCUGCGUUGGAUAUGCGAAUGGUCUCUCGGCAAUGCUAAGCACGUCCCGGCUGCAGCCCCUCUAUGGUGCCGUGGACGUGUUUGCUCGCAUCUUCACACAGGCCACAGAUCUUCUCAAGAUCAGUACCUCAUCUGAGCUGCGAGUUGCAAGCACCCAGGUACAGACCGCUUGGAUUUUGAUUGGUGGGCUGAUGCCUCUAGGGCCAAGCUUUGUUAAGAUCCAUCUUUCCCAAUUGAUGUUGCUUUGGAAAAAUGCACUGCCGAAGCAUUUAAGCAAAGAGAACGCGGCGCAGCCGAGUACGCUGGAGACGAGUUUCCUUGCUCACGUUCGAGAAUGUGCUUUGAGUGCCUUGCUGGUCUUCAUGGAGUUCAACAGCAAGCUCAUAACCGCCGAUGGAGCCAAACGAAUCGCGGCCAUGCUGCAAAAUACUGUGGAGUUCCUUAAUGAAGUGCGGCGUCCCAAGUCCAUGGAAGAUAUCUCACAGCGACUACAACCGUCUUUGCAGCUCGUUGACUUCGCGACCAUGGUUCGUCGUCGGGUUUUGCAGUGCUUCUCAAAAUUGCUUCAUGUUCAGCAUCUCAGCCACGGGGAGAUCAUAUCCCAGUCCAAUCUACUCAAUCUCGCAAUUUCCUCAUUCGCCGAUCCAGAUAGUCAAAUAAAGCCACUGGAAAGCUCCAUCGCAGCCUCGACUGGCCAGUUCGACGGUCUGUGGGAUCUUUGUGACAGCUAUGGAUUCGGCGUCACUGGGCUUGCGCGAGAGUACAUCAGUGCCACACUGACUGGGUCGCAUGGCAAUGAAACUGGUCCCGCGUGGUCUGCUGUCGAUUCUGUGGAUCAAAAUGUGGACGAUACAUUAACAUUCCCUGUCUGCGAAGCUAGCGAGCAUGACUCUCUGCUCUUGUAUAGCCUUCGAGUUGGUGAUUCUCAAUGCGCGGACCCGCCGACGACUGGUGUCGUGAACGCGGCGAUUGAUCUCUUUGCCGUCUCUAUUGCCCUUCACUCGGCCAAAAUGCAAGAGAGCAGCGUGGAGCAAUUUGCCACUUUCUUGUCUUCGCCAUCUCUUCAGAGAAAUCCCGGUCGAAAUGCUGCCUUGAUUGUCAAUGUUUCUAUUGCUCUUCUCCACGCUUUGAAAGUCGCUGUCAAGGAGACAGACUUCGUAGCCGGAAAAUUGAAUUCAUCCACGGAUAAGAUAUUGCAGGAGCUGAUUCAGAAAUUUGUGGUCGAUGCUGAUCCGAUUGUGCGAACCAUCGGGGUUGAGGCCAUGGGACGACUCUGCGACAGUGCGGGACAUUCAUGCACCAGUGCGCAAGUGAAUUGGCUUGUUGAGACAAUUGUUGCGAACAGAGAGCCGAAUGCUCGAGCCGGCUGUGCCGCUGCCUUGGGAUGCAUUCAUUCGCAAAUUGGUGGAAUGGCAGCUGGCCUGCAUCUCAAGACCAUCGUCGGCGUGUUGAUGUCCCUUUGCAAUGAUCCGCAUCCUGUCGUGCACUUCUGGGCUCUUGGUGGGCUGGAGAGAGUGGCGAACUCGGCGGGCUUAACCUUCUCACCUUUCGCCUCGAGCUCCUUGGGCAUGCUUGCUCAGCUGUACAAUGCUGAUACUCACAAUGAAGAAGCAGCUGUACUAUCAACAUCAAACAUUGAGAUGUCGUUUUUGACACCUGUUGUUAUCAGUCGAUGCGUUGAUUCGCUGAUCAAUGUUCUCGGGCCAGAUUUGCAAGAUGUUGUUAAGACUCGCAAUUUGAUUCUUACACUGCUGCGCCAAUUUCAGUUGGAGGAGAACCCGGCUCUUGUCACUGAAAGCUCCAAGUGCUUGGAUCAUUUCUCUCUGUAUGCUCCCAGCUUCGUUGACUUUGAGGGAUAUGUCAGGCGCUUGCAGGGUGAGCUCCGUGCAAAUAAUUCUCUAAUGCGAGACGUGGCUGUCCACGGACUCAGCAACCUGAUGAAAAGAGAUGCUUCGGCCGUUGUACAAACGGCGAGUGACAGCCUUGAGGAUGAAAUCUGGCUUGCAUUUGAUGACGCUCCGGACAAUGGACCUUUGAGAACCAUGAUUAAGGAGUGGCUACAGCAGACUGCUCUUACAGAAACCGAAUUGUGGAUUCAACGCUGCCAGAACAUCAUGACCAAAACCCGCAUCAAGGCUGAGGCGGUUCCAACAACCGGCGUCCAGGCCGCCGCAGCUGAUAUUCCUGAUGACGAGGUAGCAGGAUUCGCAACGGCAGCGGCCGGCGAGGGCCAAGUUGAUCCCGCUAGCGAUGGUAUCUCUAGUCAGGAACUGCUAAAAUGGCAAACUCGAAAUUUCGCGAUGAGCUGUCUUUAUGAACUCCUCGUCAUUGCGAAAGAAGCCAUUCUGCCCGACCAGACAAUCCCGGCAGAAGUCGCGCUACAAGCCAAGGUUGGAGACAUUGUGCGCAUGGCAUUCUCGGCGUCAACAGCUCAUGUCAUUGAGUUGCGGGUAUGGGGUUUGAAAAUUCUUGACCAAGUCCUGACAAUGUUUGGAAAGACUCCAGACCCUGACUUUGCCGAGGCCUCUCUUCUUGAGCAGUACCAGGCUCAAAUUGGAUCAGCACUGACCCCGGCAUUUGCUGUUGAUUCAUCAGCUGAGCUUGCUUCAGAGGCGAUCAACGUCUCUGCCACGUUUAUUGCUACGGGUAUAGUAACAAAUGUCGACCGAAUGGGCAGGAUCCUCAAACUUCUUGUUCUUGGACUCGAAAACUUCGCCAAAAACCCGGAAACAACCGAGAUUGGUGACCUCAAAGGCUUGAACUCAAACGCGCGUGUCAUGGUCAAACUUGCUCUGUUUUCGGCAUGGGCUCGACUACAGGUUGCGAGUACGGAGCAAGACUAUCUUAACCAGGUGGUCCAGCCAUAUCUUGCAAAACUCACACCUCUUUGGCUGUCUUCGCUACAAGAGUAUGCUCGGUUGCGCUUCGAACCUGAUAUUUCGGGCGCACUGGGUACGAGUACGCAGAGUAGUGACUUGGACGAAGUGUACGCAGCGCUCAAUCGAGAAACGUUGCUUAAGUUCUAUCAAGACACUUGGCUUAGCUUUGUCGAUGCCAUUGCUGGUCUCGUGGAAAAAGACAUUGAUUUUGUAUUUGAUGCACUUGAUGGCAAGCUCCAAUUAUCGGAUGGAUCACCAGGAUCCGACAAGACGGACGAGAACAGCGAGGAAGGUAAAUAUAAGGAGAAGGCUCUGACCGAUGCUCGACUGAACGGCAAAGGUCACGACAUCAAUUACCGGGAAGAACCAGUCGCAUUCUUCUUCGUUCUGUUCGGGCUUGCUUUCGAAGCUCUCGUUGAUCAGUCGACUUUAUCGUCCCAGCGACUCGAAAUCUUGCAGGCGCUCAAGAGAAUACUGCGGCCUCUUGUCGCGGGAAAUGCGAUUUAUCAAGACGCUGUUUUCUCGGAGACCAUGGACACAUUCGAUCGUCUGGUACUGACUGAGGCAAGCCCUGUGCAGAACGUGAUCGUCGAGAUUGCUCAAAAUUUGUCUUUGGACCAUCCGGCAGCCCAAAGCGACCAAGAGCGGAGUGAUCAUCUCUCUGAUGAUAUUGAACAGCUCUUUGAGCUCACAAGGAGCAUCAUUCUUGUGCUUGCCGGCAUGCUUCCUAAUCUCCGCGAAUCGGCCCCAAUGGCACGAUUCAGUGUGACAUCAGAUGAUUCGCUUGCUCUGAUUCGCUUAGCACUCAAAUCUCUGGUUAACGUCGCAUCGAUCUUCCCAUCUGUCAUCCGUAAUGAUCUUCACGCUUGCAUUUUACACAUCUUUACCACGAUUCUCGCUACAGGCAUUUGCCAGGCCGAGGUCGUUCCCCAGGCUCUGCCUAUUUUUAGGCAAUUCGUUCAAGCCAUUACUCAAUCUUCUGAAAUUCCAGAGGACCUUGACGUGGUUUCAUUUCAAUUGCGCGGAUGCAUGACUCGCUUCCUGACUAUACUCACCAUUGCCCAGCGUCGAGAGUCAGAGUCAUCUGUCCCUUGCGCCAAGAAUACACUUUUGGCAAUUACCUUCCUUUUGACAGCCGGUGGCCAUGCAAUCCCACCCCGGGACCCUGUCAUCUACCGGGUGCUAGAUGAGUUCCUCGACUGUCUUCAAGACGUGGGGCUUGCUACGGUUGCUGCCAGCUGCCUUCGGUCAAUCCUUGGCAAGCCUGGCUCGCGCUCCAUGACGGACGAUGCCAUUGCGCAUCACCUUAUUCCUCGACUCAUUGCCUUCCUCGUCGGCUGUCCUGCUGACUCGGGUGAGGUCCCCAACGAUCCUGAGAACUCUCGGAGUGUCAUCGCGCGAACCCUCGUCUCCUGCGCUACCAGUGAUUCUAUAUGGCCAGCGGCCAAAGCCACCAAAAUGUCGCUCAUCACGUCCACAAUCCUGGCACGAGCCAGGAAUGAGGGCCAAUCUGUUCACCAAGAGUCAGCCGCAUAUUUACUUGAGUUGGCCAAGGCCGACCAGCUCAUCUUCAGAACUUUGGUCGCGAGCAUGAACGGUGUGCAGAAGUCGCUUCUUGAGGAAGUCCUUCGGAGUGCUAGCACUGAAUCAUCGAGGUCUGAAGAUGUCGACCAUCAUUCGCAACAAGCUGCUCCGACUAUUGCUCUGCGUAUGGAUUUCUGA